UUCAUGGGAGAGGUCACAAAGCUCUUCCUGACUGGGAUUAUCCUCUGGGAGCUGCCCUGGGGCAGAGACUGUGAAAGAACAGAAUGGUUUGGGUGCAUCCUCCCAUGUGUGUCAAGAGGACAAUUAUGCAAUGGUGAGACUGUCUCCUGCUAUUCCCACAAGAAACGUAAAACUUGUCUCAAAUUUUCUUGUAAUAACUUAUUACCUUUAAAAAAAUAAUUGUAAUAUUAACAGAGGUAAUAUUAUUCCUGCUGCUCUGUCCCUGCCAUAAGUAAAACCCGUCUUGAUCCUAGGAAGGCAUUUCUGCAUUGGAAGUUGAGGUGUCUCACAAAUAAAGCCUUUUUCAGCAUCACCCAUGUGGAGGUGCCUCUGGGAAGGAAGAAGUGGGGAGCAGGAGAGGUAGAUGGUUUUAAUCAACCAAAAAAAAAAAAAAGUACUUGAAUAUUUGAAACUAUUCUGCGGUUUUAACACAUCCUUUUUAAUUAUUGCCGAUUUCUCUGAAUCACGCCAUAUGCUGAUCCCUGCCUUACCACUUUACACUGUGAAGUUUGCCCCUGUCCGAGGCAGGCGUUGGGGAUGUUUCAUAAAUCCGGUGUCUUGGAGCGCGGACGUGAUUUUUCACUGCAAAGGCUAUGCAUCUUGUAUCGUCUGUACUAAUAAAGAGAGGUACCGCUCUUUGUAAUUACGACGUCUGCGCUUUGAAUCGACCCAGGCUGGAACGACCCGAGCGGCCGUGCCGCGGCCGGCAAUGCUGCGAUGACGCAGGAAAUGGCGGCCUCGGCCCCGCCCGUGCGGGGCGGGCCAGGCGGCCCCGUGGCGGGGCGGGGGCGGAGCCGCGUCAUGGCCGCCGGGAGGCUCCCGCCGGGCGCGCUCACCCUCAAGCAGUUCCUGAGGCGGCAGCAGGUCCUUCAGUUGUACCGCAAGAUCCUGCGGGCUAUCCGGGAGGUCCCUGCUGAGCAGGAUCGCCGCUACUUAAAGGACUGGGCCAGGGAGGAAUUCAAACGAAAUAAGGAUGCUACAGAAGAGGAUGCAAUCAGGAUGAUGAUUACUCAAGGCAACAUGCAACUUCAGGAACUGCAGAGAACACUUAAGCUGGCAAAAUCCUGAUCUUCAUUUUGGUGACAGUUCCAUUUUUAUCUAUUGCAAGUAGGCACAGUGUUUUUUCUACAAUGUGGUUACAAUGGCAGCCUUUGCUGACAACCUGGUAAUGUUUGGAGGAGGAAUCUACCACAGUGGGGGUUUUGUUUUUUCCCCUUCCCCAUCCAUUUCUCAGUUUGGCUACCCUCAGAAGUGGAAAUCACUUGGACACAAAGGAUAUUAAAAAACUGCAUGGAUGAUGUAACAUGUGCUGCAGGAAAAGCAGAAAGCACCAAAAAUUACAGUUAAACAGCUGUGUUAAUGCCAGCGCAGUGGAAAAUAAAUAUAUGGCAUAUUAUUUUGUCUGCUUUUUACUGUGGUAGCUGUAAUUGGUAAUAUUCACAAGUGACAGCUGUUCAUGUACUGUACUAAGGAUUUUCACCAAAAUUUUUGAUUAAAAAAAGAAUUUGGGAUAAAUUGGCCCAGAACAAACAAAUAUUAAAAAAAAUGUUUUGUGUGUA
Messenger RNA from Motacilla alba alba, 1598 nucleotides. It is a transcript of the gene LYRM2, whose product is annotated as LYR motif containing 2. Gene Ontology annotation, cellular component: mitochondrion. Bases 757 to 1107 code for a protein of 116 amino acids. The transcript has 3 exons. Lineage: Eukaryota; Metazoa; Chordata; Aves; Passeriformes; Motacillidae. The record is from RefSeq and is a predicted model, not a curated record.